UAAGUUAGAUAGGACAGUUGAGCGUUGCUGAAUCAGCAGCUGUACGAGUAAACGCAAUAAACGCAUGUCGCCGACGUCGCCGUUCGCCGUCACCGUCAGUCGCCGGCGGCUGCGAGUGGCUGCGAGGUUUGCGAAGCUGUUUGUCUGAUUAUCAUCGCAGUCGUCCAACUAACAAGUUGUCGAACGGUAGUCAAAGACUAGGAGUGGAAAAAACUAUCAGUCUUCUUCAUUCUUACACAUCUGCCACAAUCUUCAUUGCGUCUCUCGCAGCAACCUUCAUAAUUAGCGUCCUGGAACGGCAUCCUGGCGAAAUGGGCAUCUGGGAAAUAAUCGAUUUCGCAUCGCUUGACGGAGAAAUUCAGGAGCUGAUAAAGGAGAGUGCGGCGGUGCGUGAGAACGCGUACUCGCCAUACAGUAAGUUCAAGGUCGGCGCCGCGGUACGAUGCGUCGACGGUAGCAUCUCACAGGGCUGUAACGUGGAGAAUGCGUCCUAUCCGGCGGGCGUAUGCGCCGAGGUCACGGCAAUCGCGCGGGCUGUGUCGGAGGGGAAACGAAAGUUCACAGCGUUGGCCGUGGUCGCUGAUCAGGAAAAUACUUCGUUUACCACGCCAUGCGGAGUGUGCAGGCAGUUCAUGUCCGAGUUUGGCGAAAACAUGCCCAUCUACUUGACGAGAUCCGAUAUGAAGAAAGUUCUACGGACUAAGGUGAACGAACUGUUGCCGCUGUCACCUUUCCGCACAAAUGAUACGGAGACUUCAUAAUUUAUCCUCAUUGUUGAAGGCGUUCAAACAACACGGAGGCUACAACGGAAGGCGUUGAAUUUUUCUAUGUAUGUAUUUAUCCAGAGUAUUUAUCCAAAACCGAACAUUUGUAAAUCUUGUUACAUAUGCAUGAUUCGGCAUCGAUAUCAACAUAAGACUUUAUUUCAAUGAAAUUAAGAUCGAUGAUGCACAAGUAUUAUUUACAAUGAUGUGAUAUAUGUAUAUGAGUAAUGAAGUAGCUAUUGUGCAAAGUGACCACGAGUUAAUAGAUUAUGUGAACAUACACACACUCAUACACACAUCCACACACACACACACACACACGCGCGCGCAUACACAUAUGAUACAAACUAAUCAUAAAAU
This is a messenger RNA of Acromyrmex echinatior (Panamanian leafcutter ant), 1124 nucleotides long. RefSeq names its product cytidine deaminase. The record is from RefSeq and is a predicted model, not a curated record. Gene Ontology annotation, cellular component: cytosol. Gene Ontology annotation, molecular function: cytidine deaminase activity; zinc ion binding. NCBI's taxonomy places the organism in Eukaryota, Metazoa, Arthropoda, Insecta, Hymenoptera, Formicidae.